This is a messenger RNA of Acaulospora morrowiae, 375 nucleotides long. NCBI's taxonomy places the organism in Eukaryota, Fungi, Glomeromycota, Glomeromycetes, Diversisporales, Acaulosporaceae. The record is from the annotation of a GenBank genome assembly.
UGUCUUGAAGAAGCUGCUAUCUUGCACAGUGGUUCCCAAUUGAGAGCACUUUUCAUUAUUAUACUUACUCAAUACACUUCUGCCUAUCCAAAAGAGUUAUGGCUAUAUUUUCGCAUUAAUAUUUGUGAUAAUCUUCAGUAUCGAUUAUGCAAAAAGCAUACUAUUGAUAAGCCUACUGAUGAACAAAUAUUUGACUUUGGACUCUUCCUUCUAGAUGAGUUGCUUUAUCAGUCUAAUCAGUCUUUUAGCAUGUUUUUAUCAAUAUCUCUUUGGAUGCACAAUUGGGAAGAUUAUAAUGGAAACUAUAUUAUUGUAGAACAAUUAGCAUAUAAUUAUCAAGAACCCCAAGAUAUUGUUAAUAGUUGUAUUUUAUAA